AUGGCAGCUACAAAUGGUGAUUCAAACAAACUUCAAGUAUUAGUACCAGGUGGUAUUGGUUUUAUUGGCAGCCAUUGUGUUAUUGAACUUAUCAAUGCUGGAUAUGAACCUAUUGUAGUUGAUAACCUAUCGAAUUCUUCAAUAAUUUGUUUACAACGAGUUGAACAAAUUGUUGGAUGUAAGAUAAUAAAUUAUAAAAUUGAUUGUCUUGAUCUCGAUAGUUUACGUGAUAUAUUUAAAAAACAUUCAAUUUAUGCUAUUAUGAAUUUUGCUGCAUUGAAAUCUGUUGGUGAAUCUGUUGCAAAACCUAUUUUAUAUUAUAAAAAUAAUCUUGGUUGUUUACUUAAUUUACUAACAUGUAUGGAAGAAUUUAAUGUAAAAAAUUUGCUUUUUUCAUCAUCAGCUACUGUUUAUGGUUCACCAAAAUAUUUACCAGUUGAUGAAAAACAUCCAUGUAUUGGAGAUGCUAUUACAAAUCCAUAUGGAAAAACUAAAUAUGUUUGUGAACAUAUUCUUAAAGAUACAACAAUUGCUCAUCCUGAUUGGAAUAUAAUUAUUUUACGUUAUUUUAAUCCUGUUGGUGCUCAUGAAUCAGGUUUAAUUGGUGAAGAUCCUAUUGGUAGACCAAAUAAUCUCAUGCCAUAUGUUGCUCAAGUAGCUGUUGGUCGAUUACCACAUGUGAAUGUUACAGGUACUGAUUAUGAUACACCCGAUGGAACAGGUGUACGGGAUUAUAUUCAUGUCGUCGAUUUAGCUACUGGUCACAUUGCAUGUAUGAAAAAAUUUAAAGAAAAUUGUGGUCUUCAAAUCUAUAAUCUUGGUACAGGUAAAGGUUAUUCUGUAUUAGAUAUGAUUAAAGCAUUAGAAAAAGCAUCGGGUAAAACAAUUGCUUAUAAAGAAUGUUCUCGACGACCAGGUGAUCUUGCAUCUGUUUAUGCUGAUCCUACUGUAGCUGAAAAAGAACUCGGAUGGAAAGCUCAACGAGGUUUAGAUGAUAUGUGUCGAGAUUUAUGGCGAUGGCAGUCAAAUAAUCCGAAUGGAUUUCAAUAG
Molecule: messenger RNA, 1050 nt
Organism: Rotaria sp. Silwood1
Lineage: Eukaryota; Metazoa; Rotifera; Eurotatoria; Philodinida; Philodinidae
Source: the annotation of a GenBank genome assembly